Molecule: messenger RNA, 1245 nt
Organism: Protopolystoma xenopodis
Lineage: Eukaryota; Metazoa; Platyhelminthes; Monogenea; Polystomatidea; Polystomatidae
Source: the annotation of a GenBank genome assembly
AGGGAAAAUCGGAAUAAUCAACCUGAGCCUCUCGGAACAACAGACGAAGAGGGCCAAACCAACUCGCUCACAAGCCAUUCUCUUGCCAGUUCUACCUUAGUUGCUUCUAACCAUAAUCGUCUUCGCCGUCUGCCUACUUCCCGCGUCACCUCCAACCAGCCCCCUUCCGGUGGAAUUGGCCGGAUUAGCAUUGCUAACAACCACAGCUAUGAUGAAGACGAUAGUUGCGAGGAAGGAUAUGAGUACAAUCGCAGGGAAGCCUUGGAUAUGCGUAAUGGCUCCCGAAUACGCUCAUCUUUUCCUGGGUCCAAAGAUGAUUAUAUAUUGAAUCGGCCUCGUCCGCGACAGUUAAUUCAACCUACUAGCUAUCAAGCAAGGCGUGGCCAACCUCUGCCCUCAGGGACUUCAGUGCGAGGUGGAUAUUUGGCCUGGCGUACGCGACAACAGCAGCAGCAACAACAACCACAAUGGAAAGGACAGUCUAGAAAGGAAUGUGAAGAAUCCGGUUACGAUGGAGAUGACUAUGAAGGCCAUAAUAAAAAAUUGAUGGCUGCAGAGCCUGCAGAGAAGUCGAGCCAAAAGCAACAAAUUAAUGAACAUAGCAGCGACGAGUCGGAAGACGAAGAGGAGGAGAUGAAGGAAACUCUUGGCAAGCGCCAGGUUUACCUAUCUAAAAAUAAGUCAGGUGGUCCCGGCCUCCUCAGAGUGACUCGACGACUCGAUAAUCAACAGAUCCGCCAGCAGCACUAUCCGAAUAAUCUUGGAGCUGGUGUAGGGAUGGCCAGACGUCAUACGCCCACUGAGAGCUCUGGCUCGAAUGAACCACACUCUGGUCCACCCGGCCGCAGGAGAGGCCCUGCCUUCGGAAGACCUUUGGAUGACGAUGCGGGGAAUAGCCGGUCUGGUUUUGAUAUGCGGACUGGUCUUGCCUCGCGCCGUUCCGGUCGUUUAACUACAGUCACCAACAUCAAUCGCAGAUUAGGCCCUCCCAUGCCGGGCAGUUUUCAAACAGAGUCUAGCCAAUCACGAGUUGGCCGUCGGGAUGACCUCACAACACCUGAGUCCAUCGGUGGUUAUCGGAGGUCUUCACAACAGCAUCAUUUAUCUUCAACAACGACGAUACAGGGCUCUGCUGGUCCGCCAGUUACCGAAGGUCCAAAGAGGUAUCUCGCAGCUAAAAAACCCACUUACCAAUCCACUGGCAGCGUAGCUGCAUCUACCAGUGGUCCCGUAGUUGAUGAGCAG